GACUACCAUUCAGUUGUGUGAUGGUAAGACGCCGAAGCAGAAUGAUUUUUGGUCUUGUGGGCACAGGGUGGUAUUGUAUGCCGCCAGCCUGUUGCAGCAGGGAUGGGCAGAUCAGGUUUUGGAAACCGAUGGACCAUUCCAGCCCUUCGACAUUGUGGAUAAUGACGUUGCUUCAUUCAGAUUGCAGUCCCUGUGUGCAGGGGACAAAUCCAUGGGGAAGUGCAUCAAGGCAGAGCCACUUCCCUUUGUGAAGGCAGAAGCACGUUUCUUUGUCAAGACAGAAGCCAAGGAGCCUACUGCGCCGAAAGACCAGGCGCCAGGCACCAGUGCUACGUCAGCCUCUGCAGGUGAGCCUAGAGUCAGUAUGCAGGAAUCUUCAAAGCCAGAGAAAAGGGAGGGGUCCAUUCCAGCGAUGAGUGUUCCAACUCCUGUGCGGGCUAGUGCCCUGCCAAACUCAGUGAAGCCUGAGUCUACAUCCAAGCCAGCGACGCCUGCCAAUUGUCCAGCCACGAGUCCACCGAAUGAAGAGGAUUCCGAAUCAGACAGUACACUUUCAGAAGGGAUGAAGGAAUACAUGGAUCGGGUCCAGAAAGAUCUUGAAAGACAAUUGGAGGGGGAGCUUUCAAGGUUUAGACGGUUGAAGAAACAGCUGAAAGCCGAGAAGGAGGAGAAGCAGAUGAAGGAAGAGCUUGACAUGCAGCAAGAGACCGGAAUCAAAAAGACAAAGAAUAAAAGGCACAAGAAAAAACUGGCGGAUGAGGACUUGGAGCAAUCGAUUGAGAAGAUCAUGUCUCAAAGAUCCGCCAAAAAGUUGCGCAUGAAGCAGAUCUCAUUUGCCAAAGAUGUUCUUACUGAUGCUGGGGUCAACUACAAUCAGCACUUCCAAGCCCUGCACAAGAAUCUCCUUGCAGAAGCAUGCCCGAAGGAAAAGCUACCAAAAGGGCACUGGGAGGAAUUUCUUUUGGGCAUCGCUGGUGACCAAGAGAUAUCAUGCAAAGCGUGUAGGGCACUCAUGAUUCGCCAUGACCUUGGCAAGUUCAUUGGUGAUAGGAGGGAGAAGGAACGUUCACGCACAGACCAGUCUUUACCAAAGACAGGGGCUACCGCUACAGAGCCUCAGCCAACACCUUGUUUGGAGAUUGUCCCAUAUGUGCCGCAAAGUUCCCGAGCUAUCAGCCCACCACGCAAAAGAGCCAGAGCUGGACGCCCUGCUAGAGGGGAAGGAGCAAGUUUCAACAUCUGGAAAUUUUGCGAGGAGAGCCGCCCUGGUGUGUACAAGAGACUUUCAGAAGAUGAGGCAAUGGGUCCAAAGGAGAAGCAUGAACGGUCUGAGCGACAUCAGGUUGCACUGCAAAAGGAUGACACCACAGACUUGGGUGUGUGCUCAGGCUUGGAUUUGGAAUCGGAUGUGGGAUGCCGAUCAUUGAUUGGACGAAACAGCGACAUCCUGAGAAUCUGGCUCCAGAGUGGGUCCAUUGCAGUGACACAUUCACCUGUGCAUCAAGUCGUAAUCUUCAAUGGCAUUGGUGGACAUUUGUUUCUCAGAGAUCAGGGGUGCAUGUCUUCUUCGAACGUGACCAACUUGCGUGGUCACCCCUGUUGUGAAAAGUGUUGGCGGCAAGCCAACAAACACAAGCUAGCUCAGUGCUUCCAUGACUGGGCUUGCAAGAUUUGCUUCGUUCGCCUCACACAUUUGACUCUGCAAGAUGACCGUGAGGAAGUCAUGCGGCUGGCCAAAAACAUGAAAGUGAUGUUCCCAGAGCUUUCGGAGCAAUGUUUGGAGAAUAUCUCGUACCAAGAAGCCCUUCAUCGUGCCAAAGAAGGGUUCAUCCACAUCCCGGUUGCCUACCAGUCUGUUGCACUCAAGGAGUUUUUGGACCGAAGUCUCAAGUAUUUGACUCCCAAUCUCAAGGUGACAGCAUCCAAGGAUGUUAAAAGGAAGAUUGAUACUUACGUGGAAGCUCUUUGCAAUGGAAGUCUCAGUGAUACCGAAUGUGAGAUUCUGGAUCUGGUUGCAAAGGGAACAUUGAAGGGAGAUGAAAUAGCUCGAGCACUGGUGCCAAAUUUACUCAGAAAAGCAGACCGCCAGCUUCGUGGCAAAACAGCCCGAACAGGAUCUCAGUCCAAUUGCGAACUCGGUUUGCUCAAGCUGGGAUUUAGUUUGGGAGGGUUGCUGAACAACAAGCACAUCCAAAAGGCAUUUGGAAUUUCUCGACAGUCUGGUGUGCGCCCGCAGUCGUUGCGCUCCGACUUCUUACCUUUCUUUUUCGGCGCCAGAGGAUCAGAUCUCGAGCAGGCAGCUCGACAGGCCCUGUCAAUGCUGAACAUGGACGGCUGCAACGAGUUCAUGGUUGUCCGUGACGAGACAGCAUAUGCCAGAUCUUACGACCUUGUCUAUGGUCUAGGUGACUUGUGCUGCAUAGGGGGUGGGAAACGGUGGGAUGAUGUGGGAUGA
Molecule: messenger RNA, 2455 nt
Organism: Durusdinium trenchii
Lineage: Eukaryota; Dinophyceae; Suessiales; Symbiodiniaceae
Source: the annotation of a GenBank genome assembly